UUACAUUUUUCUUUUUCUUUUCUCCCAACAGUUUUUUCUCAAUUCUCCUAAUUGAUCGCCAUUCUAUUCUCAUUUAAUUGUUUCUUUGUUUUCAGUUCGACAAUUAGUGACUAAAGUUUAAUCCACAUGAAGUUCGGUAAAUUUAGGUUAACCAUUUGGGAUCCUUUUCUAAUUACUCUACAAAUUUUGACCAUUCAAGCUUCGUUUUACUCAUCACUUGCCAUUCUAAUUAGUGCCAUUCAAUCACCGUCAUUAAAUUACAUUUUUACCUAUCAGAUCAACAUACUCACCUUGUUGGUUUAUCUUAUCAACGCGACUUGUGGAUCUUUCUACUUGUGGUCAUUUGUUGGAAGAGCUAAACCCUGUUUGGAUUAUACGGUCACUUGUUAUUUUCUACAUUUUCUAAUGUCUUGGACUUACAAUGGCUUUUUACCGAAUACUUGGUCUUGGUGGAUAAUUAAUUUCGUCGCUGCUUCAUUAAUGACCUUUGGUGGGGAAUAUUUUUGUAUGAAAUCGGAAAUCAUAGCGAUUCCCUUGCUAAUAUCUACUGAUGAUUUAUAAAAUUUCUAAUAUACAAGACAAUGGAACAAUUGAAACAAUCAAAUCUAAUUGUUGAUUUAAGAAUCACUUUCGUCUGUUUUAGUAACAAUUACAGUUCCUUCAAUCAUUUUGCUGAUUCCUUUAUAUGUAUUGGUCUUUAUUUCAGCUUUUCAUGAUCUUUCAAAAUGAUUGGUGAAUUUUGAGUUGAUGAAAUUGUUGCCAAUCGUAAUUUACCAACUUGGCCAGCGGUAUCCAAGGCCUGUCCCACUCCUAACGGUAUCUCAACGGGUUUCAAAGUGUCCUCAUCCAAUGUAACAACAAAUCGAGUUCUAACCGCUGGAGUUAGAUAAUAAAUCAAUUGAUUGAGCUUUGAACCAAGCAGAGUAUGUUUAAUAUCCAGAGAGCAGAAAGCAAUUAUCAGAAUGGCCGCUAAUCCAGUUGGAAAUAGCAAUUGAUUGUCAUAAGAAAAUGGAUUCAAAGUCAUUAAACCUUUACCAAGAUGAAGUAAACCUUUGGUCAGUAUAAGAGCAUCCAAACAAAAGGCUGGACCAACAUCGUAGUGUUCAAAUAGGCUGUCCAACAUUUUCGACAAUUUAUAAUCCAAAGAACCCGAACCAAUCAAUCCAAGUGCGAUAAUUGAAUUUAUUGACAUUGAGAUCAUUUGAUAUCGUGAAUAUUUUUCCAAUGUUGUCAAAAUUUCUUGAUCUGGAUACGAAAGGGAAAGUAAAGCAAACGCCAUUGGCACCAAUCGUUUAGCUGAAGGUGAACCAUUGAAUAGGAUUUGCUGUAAAACCCUUUUGGCCAUUGACAUUCCGACAUCUUCACCCAUGGCAAUUAAACCGAUACCAAGCACUGCGAUUGAUUUAUUAAUUUCCCUCGGUGGUGUAAAUGAGAUUGAAGUGACAUCAACCUUACCAUUGGGCUCACCUUUACUUUCGGCAAUCAGUUGAUCAAGCGAUCGAUUAAGAGCUUCAAGUGACUGUAGUAAAUUCAUUGUUUGUCUUGGUCUAAUGCCACUUGAGCCGACUGAUGGACGAUCAGAUUCAUCAUCUGAAUCAAUAAAAUUAGACGGACCCACAUCUCUGGACUGUUGUGGCCAUGGAAGGUAAACUCGAUCGUCUAGUAAAUGUUGAGUAUCGACGUAAUCGACGUGGACUUCUUAUCGGCUCUUCAUUGGAACUUCUCAUUAAUCCUAAUGGUUCUCUUUCCUUUCCUGUUGAUUGACUCGAACUUUCAAUUUCAUCCAUAGUAUUAUAUUCAUUCAGAUGGAUUGAUCUAACUGGUUUACGUCUUGAUGUACUUGGUGAUUGAUUUAGCUGAUUGUUGGUCGAGCUUGAUGUUGAUGGUAAUUGUAAAUCAUGUUUUUGUAUAUCAAAAGAUUCCUCGCCACUGAUUAAAUGAAUUAAUCGUUGAAUUUGCAAUACAUCUCCUGAUCCAGCGUAUUUACAACAAUUAAGGGUAAAUUAACCCAAUAGAUAGACAAAUAAACCAGCAAGUAAUUAAAGACUCUGGACGAUUAACAAGUGAAUCGAUGUGAAUUAAAAUGGAAACUAAAUGUGAAGAAAUCUUAUGAUUAGCUGAUGAAACAGCAAUUAAACCAAUCGAUAAACUGGCAAUUCCUUUACUAAUCAACGGGACUUUAUUGUUACGAAGUAAUCGACGAAGGAUAUAAAUGGCCUCCGAAUUAUUAGUUCCCGAAUAGGCGACACCUAAACCGAUAAUAGAAGCGAUUUGUUCAUCCCAAGUAGCUUGACUUGAAUCGAUUGAAUCAAAUUCAGGACAAUCAAGAAAAUCGUCUUCUUCAUCAUCUCCUCGAUAUCCUGAUCUCGAUAAGGAACAGGCCAAAAUCGAGCCCGCUUUCAAAUCAGGUCCAAGUGAUAAUUUAAAUCGAUUCAAAGUUAAAUUCAAAGUCAAAUCUGGACUCCACAGGUUAAUCAAUCCAAUAGAUGCAAUUAUCGGAGCUACACAAUCGGCCCCGAAUUUGGUUAUUAAAAAUUGCGGCCUAACUGAAUUAACUACCGACAGAAUCAGUUCAUCUCGACCUGCGGCAAUAUUUGCAAAUCCAUUUGCAACGUGUAAGAUAAUUGUCCUAAUUGGUGUUCGUCUCACUCGCCAAUUAAAACCAAAUGGUGAACCAACCAGAAAAUCUGGUAGAGUUGAUUGUAGAUUAAAUGAGUUUAAACAAUCCAAUUCUCUUGCGGUGUAAUUAAUAAGUGACAGUGAUUUAGUACUUGACAUCAACCCUCGGACAAUUGGAUCAGUAUGAUUGUAAAGAUAAAUUGUUUGCCGAUUAAGGAUACAAGCGAUUUGCUUGAUUAUUGCCGAUGGUUUAAAUCUCGUUGAUUCUGAUGAUGAACAUUGUUGUAAAAUUAAUUCAAUUGCUGAAGGUUGAUUUGAAUCAGUUUUCAGGGUAACAAUUAAAGCAUCAAUCCAAAA
Messenger RNA from Panonychus citri (citrus red mite), 2976 nucleotides. RefSeq names its product protein SYS1 homolog. The record is from RefSeq and is a predicted model, not a curated record. Bases 127 to 561 code for a protein of 144 amino acids. The transcript has 6 exons. Gene Ontology annotation, cellular component: Golgi membrane; trans-Golgi network. Lineage: Eukaryota; Metazoa; Arthropoda; Arachnida; Trombidiformes; Tetranychidae. Gene Ontology annotation, biological process: Golgi to plasma membrane protein transport; protein localization to Golgi apparatus; Golgi to endosome transport.